Molecule: messenger RNA, 474 nt
Organism: Mesorhabditis spiculigera
Lineage: Eukaryota; Metazoa; Nematoda; Chromadorea; Rhabditida; Rhabditidae
Source: the annotation of a GenBank genome assembly
AUGGUCAACCGAUUCACCAUCACGCGUUUUGUACUUAUUUUUGUUUGCUUGCAGAUUGUCGUGGCGCAAUUUGACGAGCUGACAUGGCUGGGACGAAUUCGGGCGUUAAAAGCUGUAUCUCCAUUAGUUAAGAAAGCUGCGAUCAUCGGUGUUCCUGAGGGGUCUUUGGUAGUGGACGCCGGCGGUUUUGGCGGUACCAAGGAAGAGCUAAAAGCCUUAGCAACGUCACUGGGGCAUGUUAGUCAAAAGGCGGCGUCCGGGGAUAGUGCGAUGGGUCUGGAUGGGCUUCAAUUUACCAUCCAGCUGCCCACUACCGCUUCUGGGGUCUCCGACAAAGGCGAUGCCAUCUAUUUAGCUAGGGCUGAGAAAGCAAUCGUUGUCACGAUCUGCGAAGGCGACGAGACCCCGGAUGAGGUGAAGCUGGCCGUCGAAGCGCUUGCCGCCGAGCUGGACAAGCAAAACUUUUGGCGCGCG